Molecule: messenger RNA, 2274 nt
Organism: Vollenhovia emeryi
Lineage: Eukaryota; Metazoa; Arthropoda; Insecta; Hymenoptera; Formicidae
Gene: PICK1
Product: PRKCA-binding protein
Exons: 5
Coding region: 464-1786 (440 amino acids)
Biological process (GO): regulation of Arp2/3 complex-mediated actin nucleation; receptor clustering; dendritic spine maintenance
Cellular component (GO): postsynaptic early endosome; synaptic vesicle; postsynaptic density
Molecular function (GO): protein kinase C binding; protein domain specific binding; phospholipid binding
Source: RefSeq, a predicted model, not a curated record
UGUCGUUCCCACUCCGUAUCCGUACACGUCGAGAGAGCACGAGUCUUGAUUGACGUGCACGAUGACACUUCUGUGUAGAGCAUAGUUUGUCAAUAUAUCAUGUUUCAUCGGUUCAUUAGUUUAGAAGCUAACUUUGGUUUUUAAUUAAGUGUGGAAACGUGCGAGGGGCGUGUCAACUUGUCACUGAUGCAAUAACUCGCAAUAUAUUAACAAGCAUGACUGGCCUGGGGAUAGACUUUGAGGACGAUUUCUUCUUCGAGGAGGAUAAAAUGUUGGUUACGUAAAGAAUUGUGGAUCUUGAUUUUUCAUUAGUCAAAGUCUCUUGUACUACGUUCGUUGUGCUACAUUGCAGCCUUAAUGUGCUUUCUUUUGGUCGUAAAAUGCAUGCCUGAUUGCCGCGGUGCGGUGGGAAAAGUCUAGCGACUCGGGCUAUUCCGGCUAUUCGACACUCGCAAGUACUAGCAUGCUUCAGUGUUCGAACGAAUCGACUUUGGCCGAAGCUCCUUCCGCUCUGACCACCGUACCAUCGGCUAGCAUGGAGCUGCACCAACUGGCUAUGAUGGAAGAUCGCAUGGGCAUGACAAUUACAUCUGGGAACGUCGUAAUACAGAAGGAUACCAGUAAUCUAAUCGGCAUAAGCAUCGGGGGCGGUGCACCGCUUUGCCCGUGUCUUUACAUUGUACAAAUCUUCGACAACACGCCGGUUGCUGUAGACGGUACUCUACAAGCGGGCGACGAGCUUGUUGCAGUGAACGGAGCAUCGGUGAAGGGUAAAACUAAAGUGGAGGUUGCAAAAAUGAUACAAUCCUGUGACUCGCAAGUCAGCAUUAAUUACAACAAGUUACAUGCCGAUCCAAAGCAAGGUCGCACGCUCGACAUCGCCCUCAAGAAGGUAAAGCAUAGACUUGUAGAAGGAAUGGGUAGCACUACAGCUGAUGCACUUGGACUGUCGCGAGCGAUCCUUUGUAACGACGCCCUCGUACAAAGAUUAAUGAUGUUGAAACGCACGGAAAAUUUCUACAGAGGCCUUGUUACGCACGCUAAAGCUACAUUACAUGCUUUCUUCGAUCUGACCCAAAUUUAUAAAGUAUUCGGAGAUGCUUUCGCUGCCAUAGGAGUGCGAGAGCCGCAGCCGCGUGCCAGUGAAGCCUUCAGACAAUUUGGAGAGCAGCAUAGGCAAAUGGAAAAGUUCGGAGUGAUAAUGCUCAAGACUCUGAAACCAAUACUGAGCGACUUGGGAACGUAUCUUAACAAGGCUAUACCGGAUACCCGGUUGACCAUUAGCAAGUACGCCGAUGCAAAAUUCGAAUAUCUGUCGUACUGUUUGAAGGUAAAGGAAUUGGACGACGAGGAGCAAAGCUGCGCCGCUCUGCAGGAGCCUCUUUAUCGCGUGGAAACGGGCAAUUACGAGUACCGUCUGGUACUGAGGUGUCGACAGGAAGCUCGCGCGAGGUUCGCGAAGCUUCGCUCAGACGUGCUGGUGAAGCUUGAACUGCUGGACAAUAAGCACGUUCAGGACGUCGUGUGGCAACUGCACAAGUUCGCGGCAGGUCUAGCCAAGUAUUACGCCAACACGCGGGACCUGUUGUCGACGGUGACGUUGUUCCCGGUCGAGGUCGACCUGUCGCAUUCCGCGUUUCAGUACAAAUCUACCGGGCCGCAGACUCUGACGGACUCGAGCGAGGAUAUUGAAGAGUACGAUUCCGACGAGAGGAUGCUCAACAUUAACGAGGAACUUCUCAUCGACACAUCAAAUUUCCCGCCGGAUUCAACCGAUAAUACAUAGCAAUACUUAAUGAGUUUCUAAAGAAUUUCGGGAUAAAUAAGACCUUUCUUACAAUCUGUAUACGCGUACAUAAUAGCGAAUUCGGCAGCUUGCACUAGUGCGCACUCAGUGCGCAUGACUUGUAUACAGUCAAUUCUUAUACUUGAGGAUCGUUUUAAAUACUUUUUGAAAUGCUUCUUAGCCAGUAAAAUGAUUUAUAUAGCUUUCGUACGGAUCAUUUUAUUGGAUAAAUAGUUUUUGGACACGUGCUUAAGAUGACCAUAAAUAUAAGAUUCUGAACAAGUCUUGCGUACACUUGGUGCGCACUAGUUCAAGCUGCCAAAUUCGGUAUAAGAUUUAAUUAGGCUUCGGAAUUCGACUUCUGCUUUCAAUGUAACUGUGAUUAUAGAAUUAAAAUAAGAGAAAAUAAGACGCACGCGUGUCACGCGUGUGAUAUAUAUAUACAUACCAUUAAUGUAUAUUUACUAAAAUAAAAUUAUUACCAAAGA